AUGUCUGAGAGCUACAGCAAUCAGAAUCAGUACACCAUUAGAAGACAAGGCAGUUUCAUCAUGAAGACUUGUGGAGCUCUACUGGUGCUGCUGUGCUGCUGUUUGACUGAGACACAGCUUAGAGGAGACACCAUCAGUGAUAAUGACAUCACUCACCAGGGCCACUAUGGUGAAGCAGAGACCAGAGAAAAUGAGGUUAUUGGUGCAGACGAGAGAACUGAAGAUGCAGCCACAGCCUCCAUCCAACAAACCUGCCAGCCUGACAUCCACACUGUGCUGAGAGAGAUGAGCGUUCUGGUGGUGGAGCAGAGAGUGGAGCUCAGACACACCAAGACACAAAUGGAGGCCAUGGAGAGCAGACUGACUGACAGACUGAGAGCCAGUGAGAAUAAAGCAGAGACUAUGGAGACCAAGCUAAGUGCCAGUGAGAAUAAAGCAGAGACUAUGGAGAGCAGACUGAGAGCCACUCAGUCCAUGAAUCUUAACCUCACUGUGAGUCAGGUGGGGCAGCUGAGGAGAGAGAGAGAAGAGAGGAGGGUGUCUUUCUCUGCCUCACUGCUGGCAUCUGGUGCUGGAAAUACAGGACCCUUUUCAGUAGCAACUCCUCUGGUCUACAGACAUGUCUUCACUAACGUAGGAAAUGCCUACAACCCAAACACAGGUGUUUUCACAGCUCCAGUCAGAGGAGUCUACAACUUUGUUUUGUUUGUAUUGGGUCAAGGUCAUGCUACACGUACAGGAGUGUCCCUUCAUAAAAAUGGAGAGCAUGUUGUCAAUGCCUGGAGUAAUCAGCCAAGUGGUUAUGAUAAAACAUCUAAUGGAGCCUCUCUGCUGCUGGAGGUGGGAGAUGUGGUCUAUGUGAAGUUGUGGCACAACGGUUGGGUGUAUGAUGAUCAAAACCAUCACACCACCUUCUCUGGCCACCUGCUCUUCCCCAUGUGA
Sardina pilchardus (European sardine) is the source of this 942-nucleotide messenger RNA. RefSeq lists its product as uncharacterized. The record is from RefSeq and is a predicted model, not a curated record. Gene Ontology annotation, molecular function: protein binding. The coding region runs from base 1 to 942 and encodes 313 amino acids. NCBI's taxonomy places the organism in Eukaryota, Metazoa, Chordata, Actinopteri, Clupeiformes, Clupeidae. The transcript is spliced from 3 exons.